UAUGAAUUAUAAUCUCAAAACUUUCGAUACCAUAAAAUGGUUAAGAAAUCGUUACAAAUCUAGAGUAAAAGAUUAAUACAUUCUUUAUGAAUCAGAACUCAAAGAAUAAAAUAUGAUGAAAGCAGUAUUUAACUCUAUAGAUAGAGAUAAAUCAAGUAUAAAUUAUCGUUUAAAUCUCAUUAGAAUUUCUAGACAGAUCUGAAUUAUAUGAUAUGUUUAUUAAAUAUGGAAUAAACAUCACCAAAUCUAAACUUAAAGAAUUCUUCAAAAGCAUUGAUGAAGAUGAAGAUGGUAUAUAAUAUAAAAAAACUUUUAGAUAAAUUGAAUUGGACAGAUUUUAAACAAGCCUUAUAAAAUCAAGAAGCUUUAGGAAGUAUCAUUUUAUUUAAUAAUCCUUUAGUGUUUGUUUAAUUAAUGAAGAAAAUAAGAGAAGAUUAUGAAAUCAAUCAAACUGACCCUUCUAAAUAAUUAACUUUUGUUCCUUUAAGUUUUCCUUAAAUGAUACAAUAUAUGAAUUAUUGUGUUUUGAGAGAAGAAAUUAUUGAUAAGAUAGAAUCUGAUAAUAUAAACAAUUAUUAGAAGCAUAAAUAAUGUGUAAAUCUUCUUACUUUAGAAGAUAAUUGUUACAGAAAUAUUAAGCAAGAUCUUAAAGAAGAAGAAAAUGAUUAAGAAGAUGAAAUUAAGAAUCUUUAGAAAAUUGAUCAUUCGUAAUUGUUAUAAAUGAAAAGAUUUCAAGAAAGAGAACUCAAAUUUAAAAGAUUAGUAAUACAAAUAUCUAUUUAUAGGAAAAAGUUAAAGAUAUAAGCAAAAAAAAUUUUUAUACAAAUCCAAUUUAAGACUUAAGUGUAACUGACAAUGUAAGAUUGUAAAUAUUAUAGAUUUAUAUAUAGAUCAGAUAUUACAGAUAUAAAAGUCAAUCUCACAUAGGAAAUUAAUAAAACAAGAGAAAAUAUUGAUAAAUUUUUAGCAAUUCUUAAUAAUGAAAAAUUUAAAUUACAAAAAUCAAGGCAAGCAUCUCGAGUCUCUUCUCGAUAAAAAUCAAGAGAAAAGAAAAAUGGAAUUUUUAAGAAAAAUACAAUCCUUGUUGAAGCAGAAAAAGAAUUACUUAAUGCAUCAGCUCCAGAACAAAAUAAAUUUAAACAACUAAAUUCUGGAUCUCUUCAUAAAAAUAAAGUAUUUAUUAUUUAUAAAUUCUAUAAAGUAUCCAAGAGAAAGGAUAUUAUCAUUAAGUAUGAAAUAUAAAUGA
Molecule: messenger RNA, 1246 nt
Organism: Paramecium pentaurelia
Lineage: Eukaryota; Ciliophora; Oligohymenophorea; Peniculida; Parameciidae
Source: the annotation of a GenBank genome assembly